Trichogramma pretiosum is the source of this 3277-nucleotide messenger RNA. RefSeq names its product ralA-binding protein 1 (gene Rlip). Gene Ontology annotation, molecular function: small GTPase binding; GTPase activator activity. The record is from RefSeq and is a predicted model, not a curated record. The coding region runs from base 820 to 2787 and encodes 655 amino acids. NCBI's taxonomy places the organism in Eukaryota, Metazoa, Arthropoda, Insecta, Hymenoptera, Trichogrammatidae. Gene Ontology annotation, biological process: small GTPase-mediated signal transduction. The transcript is spliced from 7 exons.
CAGAUAUUAAACAAAAAUUAAGUUUGAAUUUGCGCUUUCAAUUUUUUCGAGAGUUGAUUGAAUAUCAAAUUCGUUUCUUGUAAGUCACGCAAAAGACAUAAUUUAUAAUUGGCAUAAUUCUAAUAAUCUUCUUCUACGCAUUACUCGUGUCUAGAACGCAUUCACUCAUGAAAUUUUUUUGACAUUUAAAAGUAUAGUUUGACGAUCGCUCCGCGGACUGCGUCACAUGUUGUACAUACUGCAGCGUAUAAACACAGGCACGCAUACAAAUGCUUGGCUGUCUGAAACGGAUAGUGGUAGACGGCACCAACACGCAUCGCAUGCUCCUAUAUGUAUACAAGGAUACACGCAAAGCAAACCGUCAUGCUGCAGCUGUGCUAUAGCCCAUGCUAUUGGAAAGAGCUCGAGCCAAGAUUUAGGAGUUGCGCUGCAUGUCUCCGAUGCAGGGCGGCGUAUCACCCUCUGCCUACAUCAGUAGAUCGUAAAGAAUGUUUAUCGGUCAUUCAUGAAAUUAGUGGCUGAGUUUAAUGUACCUGGCAGUACUACGGAACAAUAUAAUAUUUAUAUACUUCUGGCAUGACGACUGCAAUCUAUUGUGCUCGCGACUGCAUUAUACGCGUAGGCAUAUAACAUGUCAAAGUGAAUGCGAGAGAAAACGUGCUGUCCGACUCGAGGUGACGUUUGCCGUGUCGAAACUUAUGCUUGAUAAGACAAUCGAUAAUUACUGCCACAUAAGCUGAAACUUCAAGUUUUACGUCGAUGCAGUGCGUAGUUCUCGAUUAAUAAGUAAAAAACAACGAAGUGUCCGUUAUAAUAACGAUGGACUUUGAAAGCCCUGACGUGGAGAAAGAAUUUCCUGGACUCUACGCAUCCGAUACGACGAAGAAGAGCGAGAGCGACUUCAGUGACGAUGGAGUACAUGAUAAACAUUCCAAGAAAGAUCUUCUUGGAGGAAGCAAGCGCAAAGAUAAAAAAGACAAGAAAGAUAGAGGAUAUGCUACACUUGAAGGAGAAAGUUCUGCAGAUGAAGAAGAGACAAAGAGUCCUUCAAAGUCCAAAUCGAAGAAACCUUUCAAAUUUGCUUCUAAGAGUAGAGAAAAGCGAGAAAAGUCUAGAGAAAAGGACAGUAUAAAGGAAAAAGAUCAUCCUGAAAAAGAAAAGAAAAAGAAGGAUAAAGAUGUUGAAAAAGAAAUGGAAAAAGACAAAAAAAAAGAAAAAGAUAAAAUAAAACUAAAACACAAAGAUAGAAAAAAAAGUAAGCAUGGAGAAGAAGCAUCAGAUAUUGGUGAAGAUGAACCUAUAUUUGGUGUUAGUCUUCAUUUAGCUGUUGAAAGAAGUCGUUGUCAUGAUGGUGUAGAACUACCUCUAGUAGUCAGAGACUGCAUAGAUUAUUUGGAAGAACAUGGCAUGUCUGUUGAAGGACUAUACAAAGUACCAGGAAAUAAGUCUAAAGUCCAACAUCUCAAAAAGUUAUACAACCAACGAGAACCUGUAAACCUAUCGGAAUUCGAACCAACGGUUGCUACAAGUUUGUUACUGUAUUUUAUAAAAGAAUUGCCAGAACCAGUUUUGGAAAGUACUGAAUUAAUAUCUAGAUUUGAGCAAGCAGCUUCAGCAAAGGAAGUAGCUGCGAGGGAAUCACAGCUUGUGGAAUUAGCUAGUCAACAAUUAAGCGAGUGCAAUAGGGUGCUUUUGGCAUGGAUCACUCUUCAUUUAGAUCAUGUCACCGCAUGCGAAAAAACAACGAAAAUGAAUGCCCAAACUAUAGCAAUGACCCUAAGUCCUGCUCUUCAAAUGAGCCAUCGAUUACUAUUGGCAUUGCUUUUUCAUUGCAAAGCACUAUUUCCAGAAGUACGAUUAACAAAAUAUAUACCACCAUUGCCUGCUGGUAGCACUAGAUUACCUGAGAGCCCUCAGGGUAUUGCUGCUGAACUUGCAAAACAGGAGUCAUUGCUUUCUCAAAUUCACAUGCUUAUGAACGCCGGUUAUGUAAAUAAAUCUCGAGAGGAGCAACUAUGGGAAGUGCAACGAAUGAUAACACAAUUAAAACGAAAGUAUAAACUUGUACAAAAACGUGAAGAUUCAAUGCAAAGGAGCGUCGAUGAAGAACAAGUGCCAAAAAACAACGAUGAGAGUCAAACACAAUCAUCAGACAGUCAAUCGAUCAAUUUAUCAAAUAAACUAUCAGUCAAUACAGAAGAUGAAAAUGAGCGUUUGAAAGUUACCGAGACUACGAAGGAAACCGUACGCAGAGCAUCAACUGAAACUAACAGUUAUUCAUCUUCAGCAUCAGCCGAUAAAGAUAUCGAUAAGCCGUUGAAAGCAUCAAAGGAUACAACUGAUAGUAGAAUUGAAGUCGUACAGAACGAAAAACCUGAUGAAAAUGAUGUGGCGCCUGAAUCUGAAAACGCUGAGGAAUCAGAAGAAAACAGCGAACUCGAAAGACUACGCGAAUCUCUUAUUUACGAAGAGCUGCUGAAUAUUCAAGCUUCUUUGAAAGCACGAAUAGCACAAGAACGACAUGAGAUUGAAAGACUGAAUAUUGCCUUGACGGAACGCAUGGCUGCUGGUAUAACAGUUAAACCUACAUCGGAACGUACUUGUAGUCCAAGUGAAGCCGAAAAAACAGCUAUGAUUCAGUUGGUUAAUGAAAAUCAACUUUUAGAGAAAAAGAUGACGACCCUGAUUCGUAGUAUUGUCGAAGAAAAGGACACAUGCGUCGAACUGAAAGUACAGCUGGCUCUGCAUCAACAUCAAAACAACAAAAAUGGCAUUCCACAAAUUUAAAAAAAAAAAUUACUAGAUUUAACUACAGAUUUUUUUAAACUUUAUAAUAGUUUCAAAUAUUUUAUUAUUUUGUAAUCAAAGUAUACCAUUUUCCAGGAUACUUUCAUUGUGUAUUUAAUGUAUCUUUAUAUUUUGCAAUACAUGAAAUAAUCGUGUUCAUUGAUGAAUAGAAACGAAGAAAAUUAAAAUUUAAAAAAAUCACCGGAUAAAAAUACUGAUGAACGCAGAGUUACAUGUAAAUCUGUAUAGUUUGUUACUUAUAUAUAAACUUCUACUAUACAUAAAGAGAUGCUUGAAUCAAACAUUUACUAUUAAUAAUAAGCUGAAAAUGAUAAUUAUUAUUUAUAAAUAACUAUUGAAUUGUUUGUUUGAAAGAAAGUCCGAUCGAUAUAUUGCGUUAUUAAAAAAUUAAUUGUUAAGAUACAGUAUACGAAUUCUGUAUAAUUUAAUUAUUUGUUUUAUUGAUAAAUUGUGAAAAAGAACAUUUAAA